Molecule: messenger RNA, 531 nt
Organism: Entrophospora sp. SA101
Lineage: Eukaryota; Fungi; Glomeromycota; Glomeromycetes; Entrophosporales; Entrophosporaceae
Source: the annotation of a GenBank genome assembly
AUGAAUUUCAGAAAAGGCCAAUUGCAAAAGGAUCAAAAAUUGCUCUUGUUCAUGUGCCUACUAGAAAAUAUUUGUCUAGUAAAGGUUGUUUGUAAUGGUCAGGAAAUAGAUUUGAAAAAUGAUAUUUGGACUUUUAUUGAAGCUCAUGAUGCAAGAGAAAGUGUAGGAGGUCUUGUGUACUUUAAUACCAUUAUUGGAUUUAAGCAUCAAGCGACAGGAAGCAAUUUACAUUCUCACAUUAAACAUCAUGGGGUAACACCAAAAUCAAAGCAUCAGCAAGUGACCCUAUAUGGGGAUGUAAAUUUUGAUGAUGAUUGGCUUAUUCGACGUUAUAGCCCAAACGCUUCUUAUGAUGACUCAGGUAGUUUAAGUCAUGGUGAUAUCAUCAGUCUUUUUCAUGCCAUGAGUGAUAAACAUAAACUAGCACUAUACAGUCAUGACAUCUUAUUAGAUGAUGGAACCCAAGAAGUUGCUUGUUAUGGAAAUGGAAGUGAUGAAAAUAAUAAGUGGCGUAUUGAAUUAGUUGACUGA